CAGUUAUCAUUGUCCACAACUUGUGCAAAGAGUACAGAUAUGGGAAGGCUUGUUCUACUUCAUGUUUCAAAAGGCAGCAGAAGAGAAAAUUGGCUACCAAAAAUGUUUCUUUUUGUGUUAAAAAAGGAGAAAUAUUAGGUCUUCUGGGACCAAAUGGUGCUGGUAAAAGUACAACAAUUAGCAUGAUAAUGGGAGAUGUGGAUCCAACUGCUGAGCAGGUGCAGAUCAAAGGAGCUACGACAGAGGAAAAUGCUGCUCUUGGCUACUGUCCUCAGGAGAAUCCGCUCUGGUCCAACCUGACCAUGAAAGAACAUUUGGAGAUUUUUGCAGCCAUAAAAGGGAUCAGGAAGGAUGAUGCUACGAUGGCCAUUAAUCGAAUAGCUCGAGUUCUAUUCCUCGAAGAGCAUUUAAAAAAGACAACUAAGACAUUAUCUGCUGGAUUAAGUCGAAAAUUGUGCUUUGCUCUGAGCAUGUGGAGUAAUCCUACCGUGUGGCUACUAGAUGAACCAACCACUGGCCUGGAUCCCAAAGGAAAACACCAAGUGUGGUAAGUGACCUGUGCAUUGAACUUUUAGGAGUAGUUUUGCACACUUACAGUUGUACUAAAAAUGCAUUGCCAAACUCUUAUAUUUUAUAUCUCAACAAU
Messenger RNA from Notechis scutatus (mainland tiger snake), 646 nucleotides. NCBI's taxonomy places the organism in Eukaryota, Metazoa, Chordata, Lepidosauria, Squamata, Elapidae. The record is from RefSeq and is a predicted model, not a curated record.